GAAAACCUACAGAAGGGUAGGUCUCCAGGAACAGGGUUGGAGACCUCUGUGUAGGGUGUCCUUAUCUGAAAGAUGGAUCGAUACAUAAUGAUUAUCGCGUGUGUUCUGCGGGUGGUGCGGUGCUACAGCUCCGGAGCGGUGACGGAGGCGUGUGACCAUAUGACACCGCAACACUCCGUAGGCGCGCAGCAGAGCCCUGCUCCAUUCUCUGUCGCCACUGACCGGUCCAGCUUCAAGAAGGGCGACGAAAUCACAGUCCAGCUCCUGGCAGAUGCCACUCCAUUCAUUGGGUUCAUGUUACAAGCCAGAGCAGUUGGUGGAAGCAGUCCUUUGGGAUCCUUCACUGUAACAAGUGGAGAGGCACAGCUCCUCACCUGCAACGGACUACCUAAGUCUGCAAUUUCUCACACAUCAGCUUCACCUAAAUUCUCCAUCCAGGGAACAUGGAGGGCCCCCAUAUCAGAUGACCUCAACUCUAUCCAAUUCAGUGUAUCCUUUGUAAAAGAUUUCAACACCUUCUGGGUUGGCGUGAGAAGUUCUCCAGUCACGUUCAGCGUCGCUGCUGCAACCCCAGCGAACAGCACAUCCACACCCAGCACAUCUACCACUUCCGCCUCAUCCACAGCAGUAUUUCCAUCGCAAUCCUCAUUGUCCAUCUCGAGUGCUGGAUGUGGCAGCAGUAAGGUCUGUUUCAGCCGACCUCUGAACUGUAACCCUGGGGUCAGCCCAGACUGUUACUUCCUGUCUGCGACGACCUCUACCAGGGAUACAGCCAUCCAGUUGGAGAUGACCGGCCCUUCAGACGGCUACAUCGCCAUCGGCUUCUCAGAUGACCAGACGAUGGGAAAUGAUGACAUCUUUAUUUGUGGCCGGGACAGUAACGGGAUCAUCCAAUUGCAACACGCCUAUUCAACAGGAAGAACGCGACCAGACAUGCGUCCUCUGGGAAAUGUUUCUGAUGUUAAAUCCUCAAUGAAGGAUGGUAUCAUUAGCUGUUCCUUCACGACUAUGAACCCCGUCUCAACUCAACGAUCCAUACGGUCCAGUUCCCCCUACUACCUCAUGUUUGCUCAAGGACCAACCAGUAAUGGGGAAAUCAGGCAUCAUACAAGCACCUUCAUCAGUGACACUAAGGUGGAUGUUUCAAGACCUCAGCUUGUCACCAAUGCAAUCCGCCCCCCUAUUAUAAAAGCACAUGGUGCCCUGAUGUUGAUAGCGUGGAUGACCACCGGUAGUCUAGGAAUGAUCACAGCCAGGUAUCUGAAAGGUGUGGCCAAGGGGAAAGGAUGUUGUGGGAAAGACGUUUGGUUUCUGGCGCACGUGUUUCUUAUGACACUCACUGUUGCUGCCACCAUCAUUGCCUUCAUUUUGUCCUUCUCACAUGUUAGAGGCUGGAGUGGGGGAGCCCAUCCUGUGUUGGGCUGCAUCCUUAUGAUCCUGGCCUUCUUCCAGCCGACCGCUGCCAUGUUCCGAUGUGGACCUCAACAUCACUGGCGAUUCCUCUUCAAUUGGUCGCAUGCUUUGAAUGCAGUGGCGAUUAAAGUUUUAGCUGUGGCGGCAAUAUUCACUGGGCUGUCAUUGAUUGACAGCUCUGAUGAUAAGUGGCUUUUGAAGGUGAUGGGUGGGUUUGUUGGAUGGGAGGCAACACUGUACAUCCUGCUAGAUGUCCACAUGCGCUGGAAGCGCAAUGAUAACAAAGAGGGUGCUUCUGACUCGGCAUGCAUGGAGUUGUUGCUCCUGGUCCUGUUUUUCCUAGGAAAUAUGGCCUUUUUGGUGGCACUACUUGUUGGAAUUGGCAUGUCAUGAAGAGCUGCUGAGCAAUGGACAGAUCUGUCAUGAGAUUUCUAUAACAGCUCACUUUAACUGUAUUUGAAAUAGUUUUAUAUUGUGUCGAAAUGUUUUAUAACGUUCUGCUCUGAGAAUCAUACCAUAAAAAGGUGUGAUACCUCUUGUUUACACUGGAUAAAACAGUAUUUUAAACUGACUUCAACCAUAAUGUUUGAAUUACAUGUUUAUCAUUGUGUUAACACUGUCAGUGACUUAUAAUAAAGUGAUUGUUCAAAA
Molecule: messenger RNA, 2064 nt
Organism: Coregonus clupeaformis (lake whitefish)
Lineage: Eukaryota; Metazoa; Chordata; Actinopteri; Salmoniformes; Salmonidae
Product: putative ferric-chelate reductase 1
Exons: 16
Coding region: 73-1806 (577 amino acids)
Molecular function (GO): oxidoreductase activity, acting on metal ions
Source: RefSeq, a predicted model, not a curated record